This is a messenger RNA of Cucurbita maxima (winter squash), 2405 nucleotides long. RefSeq names its product ultraviolet-B receptor UVR8. The record is from RefSeq and is a predicted model, not a curated record. Lineage: Eukaryota; Viridiplantae; Streptophyta; Magnoliopsida; Cucurbitales; Cucurbitaceae. The transcript is spliced from 9 exons. Bases 732 to 2159 code for a protein of 475 amino acids.
UCUGGUUGAAGUAAUAGCAAAUUCAAUCUCACAGCAGCAACAGAAUCAAUGCAAAUUCAACUCCUAAUUACACAAAAUCAUAGAUCCAGUAAUCCUAAGACACAAACACGCCUUCAAGGCAACAAAAAGAACUAGUAAGCAUCGACAAAUUUCCUGCACAUUGAUAAAAACAGAUCACGGAUCGCUUGAUGAGCAAAUGGUGGAACAGGAUACGUACCCUAGUUCUACCGCCAAAUUUCGCCAACAAGCGGGAUCACGAAUUUCUAAUCUCGGAUUCCUUCAAACUUCAAUUUGACAAGCGAACACAGAUCCAAAAACCGAUAAACACGAAAAAUAAUUACUCAAAACAGCGCCGGCUGCCUCCAUAAUAAAUGUCCACAAGACGUAAUUCCAUUUGCUCUUGAAGGAAAGGAGAUUUCAAGCAGUAAUCCCGACUUUCGCGACGGUAGUGAUCAGGAGAAGGAUGAAUACUCGCUCUUGCUUGAAGGGAUGAUAUUUUGAUGAAAUUUUAUGUUUGUAAAUUGUAAUAUUUAUAUUCAUAGGAAGGGCCGAAUGCAGAAGAGUUGGGCCGAGCCCAAUACUAGGCUUAUCCAGGCAACCCGCCCCAUCUCCAAGUUUCGCGGAACAACAGAAAGCGGCGAUCGUUUUCUUGCAACUAUUUAUUUCCUUUCCUUCUAACUUCCUUUCCAUUUCAAACUUUCUUCUCUGAUCCUUUUCCUCAGGGGCAAGAAAUGGAUAUUAACGAUGUGUUUGGGAUGACCCAGAAUAGUAGCCUGCCAAGAAAGAGUGCAAUUUAUGUUUGGGGUUAUAAUCAAUCGGGCCAGACGGGUCGAAAGGGGAAGGAUCAUCAAUUAAGGGUUCCUAGGCAGCUCCGUCCUGAUCUUUUUGGAUGCCCAGUGGAAGCUAAUUGUCGAUGGCUGGAUAUUGAUUGUGGUCGUGAACAUACGGCUGCUGUGGCUUCUGAUGGGUCACUUUUUACCUGGGGUGCAAAUGAUUUUGGUCAACUGGGGGAUGGAACUGAGGAAAAGAGCAAAGAGCCAAAGAAAGUGAAGCAAUUGCAGAUGGAGUUUGUGAAAUCUGUUUCCUGUGGAGCACAUUGUACUGCUGCUAUUGCAGAACCUCGCGUGAAUGAUGGCACGAUUUCAACUAGUAGACUCUGGAUUUGGGGACAAAAUCAGGGAUCCAAUUUGCCACGCUUAUUUUGGGGAGCCUUCACACCAAACACGAUUAUUCGUCAAGUGUCCUGUGGGGCAGUUCAUGUAGUGGCAUUAUCGGAUGAUGGGCAAAUGCAAGCAUGGGGCUACAAUGAGUAUGGUCAGCUAGGCAGGGGUGUUACAUCCGAAGGUCUACAAGGAGCUCGCAUUAUAAGUGCUUAUGCAAAGUUCCUUGAUGAGGCCCCUGAGCUUGUAAAGAUUACUAAAGUGUCGUGUGGGGAGUACCAUUCUGCAGCUAUAUCUGAAAACGGCGAGGUCUAUACAUGGGGACUAGGAAGUAUGGGUCAACUUGGUCACUGUUCCCCUCAGUCUGUGGACAAAGAGUUGAUACCUCGGAGAGUUGUUGCUCUUGAUGGAAUAUGGAUAAAGGAUAUUGCAUGUGGCGGAGUCCACACAUGUGCCAUUACUCAAAAAGGCUCUUUAUAUGCAUGGGGUGGCGGUCAAGUUGGACAAUUAGGUCUCGGGCCUCAGACUGGGUUUUUUUCAUGUGUCGUGGGUGACUCAGAGAAGUUUCUUCGAAAUCUACCUGUAUUAGUUGUCCCAAAUGGUGUUCUACAUGUUGCUUGUGGACAUUCACAUACUCUUGUUUCAAUGAAGGAUGGAAGGAUCCAUGGGUGGGGUUACAAUAGCUAUGGCCAGGCAGCUAACGAGAAAUCUACAUAUGCUUGGUAUCCAUCUCCUAUUGAUUGGUGUGUGGGAGAAGUGCGAAAACUAGCAGCUGGUGGUGGACAUUCAGCUGUCUUAACAGACGCUUGUUCCUUGAAGGAGCUGUGUGAGUUCAGGCUUGCUGAUACUGUUAACUUGCAGAAUGCUUCCGAAAUAGAAGAUGUUGCAUCCAGAACGGGAUCGGAUGCUUUAGCACGCCUUUGUGGACGAAUUAAGGAGUUUCUACUCGAUGGCCAUUGUGAAUACGAAGAAGGCGAAACCAGUCAUGGAAAGAAAUGAAAUAGAGGAAACACAGAGGACAGAAGAAGAAGAAUUGAAUGCAGUCUGCCAAUAACUUAUCAGUCAGUAUUCUUCUUUCAUUAUUCUCCCAUCAGCAUAGAAAUAUCAAAAUGACUAAAUCUAGGCGGUAUACUGUGUGAUGAUGAAUUGUAUUACUUUUUGGCAUCUGAUAAACAUUGCCAAUCAUGAACUUGAUCUGUAUCAUCAAAUAUACUUAUUUGGUCACAUUGACCAUUUCUCUUCCCA